CCAUGCCCAGGCGAGCAUAACAAAUUGCAUAAUUAAAAACUUUCCACCGAAUUCGGCGGAAAUAAAAGAAUGAAAAAAAUCAGAUAAUAAUGGCCCAACAAUUGGAUCUGACUCGCGGGUAGAAAAACGAUGAUUUGCCGUAUGGCAGAACUCUCCGAAGCGGGGCAGUUUAUGUACCGAUGCAUUGAAUGUACGAAGUACCUACGAGCCUACCUACGAAGUACUACUUGGAAAUCUGUUCGGAGAACGGACAUGUCUUUGAUCUUGAAUGCAUCUCGGACUUCGGGGCUCCUACUCCCCAACAAGAUCAAUCGCCCAGGUAAUACUUGUCGGAAGCUACACAGCAUGGAUCUAUACAUACCUAGGUACGAUAGGAUAUAACUCUGAAUCAGCCGAGUCGACCUUAACUCCUACGUCUCAUGUCUCGUUCACGCAAUCAAAAACGGAGAUUUCGUUUCAAUGGAGAGAAGAUGUCCUUGAAAGGCGGCGAAUAAGAAGAAGUAUCUGAUACAGUGACCCUGAAAGGUAGGUAGUCUUUAGAAUGUUCUACAAAACUUGCAUGGUUUGAGCUUGGAUGAAGACGUUUACUAGCAGGAACGUCAUACCUGAGAAAAAUUCAUUCACAAAGACUAUUUAUAUAUAUCUAUCUCUCUGUCCCCCCUUCAUUCCCUUUGGCUAUAUUCAAUUGUUUUUUCUUUGACAAUCUCACACUACAAUAAUAUAUCUACAUCUACAUAAAUCAAAACCGCCAAAAUGGUUCAAAACAAAGGUCUUAUCUUCAAGCAAGUUCCUCAGGGAGUUCCUGUUGCAGGAAAGGAUUUGGUAGUUGAGACUCGUGAAUUCGAUCUUGACCAAGCACCACCCGCUGGAGGUAUCACAACCAAGAACUUCUAUGCCUCCUUCGAUCCUUACCAACGUGGACGUAUGAGAGCCGCAGAAACCAAGUCCUACUCCCCAGCUUUCCCAUUGGGACAACCUAUCAACAACAACACUGUUGCCAAAGUUAUCAAGUCAGACAACCCUAAAUUCCAACCAGGAGAUCUCCUCACCGGUCUCAUCUGGACUGAAGAGUACUCUGCUCUUCCAAAACAACUCGCAGAUGGCGCAGCAAAAAUCGAGAACCCAUAUAACUUGGACGUAAAGCAUUUCCUUGGAGCAUUGGGCAUGCCCGGAUUGACCGCAUACUCCUCAUUCUACGAAAUCGGCAAGCCUGUCAAGGGCGAGACCAUCUUCAUCUCCUCCGCAUCCGGAGCCGUUGGAGCCCUCGUUGGACAACUCGCCAAGCACGAAGGCCUCACAGUUAUUGGAUCCGUUGGUUCUGAUGACAAAUUAGACUACAUCAUCAACGAAUUGAAGUUCGAUGGUGGUUUCAACUACAAGACCGAGAAGCCAGCAGAUGCUCUCAAGCGUCUUGCACCAAACGGCGUCGACAUCUACUACGAGAACGUCGGAGGAGAACAAUUAGAAGCUGCUAUCAACGCAAUGAACGAUCACGGUAGAAUCGUCGCGUGCGGUAUGAUUAGCGAGUACAGCAAACCAGAAGCCGAGAGAUACCCCAUCAAGAACUUGAUGAACAUUGUUGCAAAGAGAAUCACCAUGAGAGGUUUUAUCGUUUCUGAUGCUAACAUGGGCCCAUUGCAUGUCAAGGCAAGAGACGAGAAUGUUGCCAAGUGGUUGGCGGAUGGAAGCUUCAAGGCUUCUUUGAGUGUUACUGACGGAAUCGAUAAUGGACCAGAGGGAUUCAUUGGUAUGCUUGGAGGAAAGAACUUUGGAAAGGCGGUUCUGAAGAUUGCUGAUUCCGAGUAAACAACAUAUAUAUAUAAUGGGCUAGAAAAGUCAUGAAAUAAUAAUUUAAAAAUAUAUACCCAAAUACACGUUCCUAUAAUUCUCCUCCUCUCCGCAAAAUAUCGUUCCGCGUAAGAGAU
This is a messenger RNA of Botrytis sinoallii, 1925 nucleotides long. RefSeq lists its product as uncharacterized. The coding region runs from base 754 to 1806 and encodes 350 amino acids. The transcript has 5 exons. The record is from RefSeq and is a predicted model, not a curated record. NCBI's taxonomy places the organism in Eukaryota, Fungi, Ascomycota, Leotiomycetes, Helotiales, Sclerotiniaceae. Gene Ontology annotation, molecular function: oxidoreductase activity, acting on the CH-CH group of donors, NAD or NADP as acceptor.